UGGGACAAUGUGGUCUACAUCUUGGGUGGCUCACAGCUCUUUCCAAUCAAGCGUAUGGACUGCUACAACGUUCUGAAGGACAGCUGGUACUCUAAAUUGGGCCCACCCACGCCUCGUGACAGCCUGGCUGCCUGCGCUUCCCAGGGCAAGAUCUACACAUCUGGGGGCUCAGAAGUGGGUAGCUCUGCCCUGGACCUUUUCGAAUGCUAUGACACAAGGACAGAGUCAUGGCAGGUCAAAACUAGCAUGCUGAUGGCCCGCUUUAGCCACGGUUCAGUGGAGGCCAAUGGGCUCAUUUAUGUUUGUGGAGGGACGGUGGGUAACAACGUCUCUGGGAGGGUCCUCAACAACUGUGAGGUCUAUGACCCCAACACACAACAAUGGAGAGAUUUUUACAAGCUCCAAGACAAAUUUACAAGCGACAAAACACUUUUACAAGUCCAAAAACACUUUUACAAAUCCAAAUUUAACCUGAAAGGGAAUGUCCCAACUCCGGGGUUGAACCGGAAGUGACAACGAGGAGCGGCUAAUGCAACUUUUGGUUGUUGUUGAUGGUGAACCAAGAUGGACAGCGAGCGGGUGAUGUUUUGCCCGUUUUGUGGGGAACAUAUGAACCGAUUGACGC
Molecule: messenger RNA, 625 nt
Organism: Amphiprion ocellaris (clown anemonefish)
Lineage: Eukaryota; Metazoa; Chordata; Actinopteri; Pomacentridae
Product: kelch-like protein 7
Exons: 1
Molecular function (GO): protein binding
Source: RefSeq, a predicted model, not a curated record